Messenger RNA from Chara braunii, 2913 nucleotides. Lineage: Eukaryota; Viridiplantae; Streptophyta; Charophyceae; Charales; Characeae. The record is from the annotation of a GenBank genome assembly.
GGCUUUCCCAACCUGCUUGCCGUUCCGCGCCUCGGGCUGUGUACCCGCGCCUACAGUAGGUGAUAUAGUCCGUCAAGGUAGCAACAGGAAUCCCUCAGCUUCUUUUCUUGAUCGUCGUUGGGAGUAGUUGAUCGAGACACGCGCUCGGGAGUAGUGUGCCAGCAGCCGCAACUGCGACCAUGAGGGCGAAGUGGAAGAAGAAGCGUAUGAGGCGUCUCAAGAGGAAGCGCAGAAAGAUGCGCCAGAGAUCGAAGUAAUGGACGACGCCUAUGGGUUGAUUGGGGGGAGGGGGAGGGGGCAGUCAGAGUGGGUGGGAGAGUGGGAAAGGGGUGAGUUGGUAGUAUGGUUCAGGGGAACGAGAAGGGGAGGAAGAGGACAAACGCAUGGGCUACACGGAUGCGAACGUGGAUGGGGAUGUUUCAAUUUGGCAAACGCGCUCUAUGCUCUUCCGCUUGACGAUAUUUGUAGUGUAGUGUGAUAAGGAACGAGUGAUUCUUAAGUUGUUAUAUUGGACCGGCUGGUCUUUCUCCUCGCCGUAGCUGGUACUCGUUUGCUAUUUUUGCAUUUUGCGUUGGUGUGGUUGUUGGAGUGUGUUUUCGAUUUCAUAUUUUUCAUUACGCGUGGGAGUGUGGUUGUUGGUGUGAAUCUUCGAUUUGUUACCUUUGCGUUUUGGGUUGGAGUGUGGUUGUUGGUGUGUGAAUCUUUGGUUCUGUUUGCUUGGUUAAUGUCUGUUUGGUUUAUCCGUGGGUCGUGUACUGUCUAGGUUGAUCGUGUGUCCUGUACUGUCUUGGGCCGUUCGUGGGUCGUAUGUCUUGGUUGGUCCGUGUGUCGUGUAUGGAAAGAUAUGCACGGAAAAAUGGCUACGGUUGUUAUAGCCAUGCCAAGGCACAUGGCUGUUGUCUGCCUUGGAUGUGUUUAUAUCUCUUCGAAUAUUUUGUUACAAUGUUCCGUGAUAUGCCUGUUACAAGAUUCCCUGUUUGUGUUGUAGUUUUUUUGUUUGUUGUUUUAAAAAAAAAAUAAGAACCAGGCUCCUAGGGGCGGAAAUAAGAGCAGCCUCUCCUACUGUCUUAACCCGAAUAGAACGCCCGGUUAUUGCAGCUGUAUCUGCACAGAAAUUGCAGGAAGUACGGUUAUAAUCACCGUGCGUUCGAUUCCGGUGAAGACUAGUGGGUGGCGUGUUGCCCCUUCUGUGGGUGGGAAGACGCAGAUGCUCUCAGUACAAAAUCAUCUCAACAGGAGUUUUAGAUUGUUUUGAGCUGUGUGCACUUUCCCCGAACUUGGCGAGGGUUCUGGCGUGUUUUUUAGGUUACGUAUGUCGUACCUACGGGUAAAACGUAAUCCUCACGGACUUUACCCGAAUAGAUCGCUCGGUGAUUAUCGUGUUUCUAGGCUGAAAUGUUGGCCCGUGUGUAGCGAAGGUAAAACCUAAUCCCCACGGACUCUACCCGAGUAGAUCGCUCAGACUCUACCCGUGUUUUUAGGCUGAAAUGUUGGCCCGUGGUUAUCGUGUUUCUAGACUGAAAUGUUGGCCCGUAUGUAGCUAAGGUAAAACCUAAUUCCCACAGACUCUACCCGAAUAGAUCGUUCGGUUGGCUCGUUUGUAGCUAAAGUAACCGUGAUCUCUGUUCGGGUGAACUCCGUAGCAUUUUGUGUUUGACGGUGAGAGUUCGACGCAUGCGGAAACCUGAAACCGACUAGCAUCUAUGGUGGUGCUACGCGUAUUUGCCCUGACAACGAUGGUGCUAAUUGUUUUAUGGAAUAUGAAAGGAAGAAUCUGACAAUGUUCGCAACUACAUUCGUGAUCUGAAAGGCACAAAUGUAGCAGCGGGCCCCUAAGUAGUUCUUUCCGAGCUAUGUGUUGUGUUUUUGUUAUGGACAAUUGACAUGUCGGAUCUGGUAAAGCUUCCUUGAUGAAGAGAGUAGAGUGCAAUUUGUCGUAAACGCGGCUGUUGACACAUCUAGGAAUGAAAUGUCUGUUGUCGCGGAAUUCUCUUCCGUUCAAUGUGAAUUCCGUCUUGCGGUCACUCGCGCCGUGCUAGGAGGGAGCCAUCAGAUUCGCUCUCUGCGCGAAGAGGGAGCGAGAGCAGGAAAUCGAUCGAGGCACGCGCUCGGGAGUAGUGUUCCAGCAGACGCAACUGCGACCAUGAGGGCGAAGUGGAAGAAGAAGCGUAUGAGGCGUCUCAAGAGGAAGCGCAGAAAGAUGCGCCAGAGAUCGAAGUAAUGGACGACGCCUAUGGGUUGAGUGGGGGGAGGGGGAGCGGGCAGUCGGAGUGGGUGGGAGAGUGGGAAAGGGUGAGUUGGUAGUAUGGUUCAGUGGAACGAGAAUAGGGGGAAGAGGACAAACGCAUGCGCUACACGGAUGUGAACGGGGAUGGGGAUGUUUCAAUUUGGCAAACGCUCUCUAUGCUCUUCCGCUUGACGAUAUUUGUAAUGUAGUGUUAUAAGGAACGAGUGAUUCUUAAGUUGUUAAAUUGGACCGGCUGAUGUGGUUGGUUGUGUGUUUUCGAUUUCAUAUUUUUGCAUUUGCAUGGGAGUGGUUGGCGUGUGAAUCUUUGAUUCUGUUUGCUCAGUCAAUGUUUGCUCAGUCAAUGUUUCGAUUUCAUAUUUUUGCAUUUCGCAUGGGGGUGGUUGGUCGUGUACUGUCUAGGUUGACCGUGUACUGUACUGUCUUGGGUCGUUCGUGGGUCGUGUAUUGUCUUGGUUGGUCCGUGUGUCGUGCACUGUCUUGGGUCAUCCGUGGGUCGUGUAUUGUCUUGUUCUUCUAAUGUUUGCUCUGCAUUGAGAAAUGUCUUUUGACUGAAAACUGAGUGUUGGAGGAGAGAAUUUACUACGGUCUUUGCUUGUUUCGAGAUUUUGUGACAUAAUUUCGUACGAAUUAAUCUAAAGGAAGGAAUCCUUCGGCUAUGCUUAAGG